UUAUCAGAAUAAACUUCGCACAUAACAGUUUAUACAUUCAAAAAUAGUUUGCGGCAAAUUUAAAUCGUGUAGGUCAAACAUUCUAAAUUUAUCCAAGUUCACCAAAUAUCCGCAACUUUACAAAUUGUUAAUCUAUGUUCAUCACGAUGAAGUCGUAUCAUUUUUGCCUUGUUGUGUCCCUUAGUAUUGUGUUUAAAGCAUCUUGUGAGCAUACAAAAACAUUUUACUAUACCUAUACCCGAAAUGGCACCUGUGUGAAAGCAUACUACACCGAAGAAGAAUUCUACAAAAUAUACUGCUUCGAACCCUUGGCUGAACAAAAUGACGCCCUUGGUAUAGUUACGGACAAAAACGAUACCAUCAUCUAUAAAGGCUACGGAGAAAUUUCUGAAUGUUUCGAGUUAUCCCACGCAAACUCGACUAAUAAAACAUCGAUAUGUCUUGAUUUAUUUCCCGAAAACUGCAUGCACGGACAAGAUGAUGAAAAGAGAAGAAAAGUGGAAGAUGUACCAGAAAUUCCUUGCAAGAAAGACUCUAGGUUUCAUUACUUGGGUUUACGUUUCGAUAAUUUAAAUUUGAUUUUUAGGUGUGUAAUAUUUUCUGUAAGGAUACCGCCUGCAGAUCAAAAUCAGGUCGCAAGAUAUUGUUCUAACAGAGCUAUAGUUAAUGUUUCGAAAGCAAAGGACAAAGGUUUUUCUUUCCAAAAAAUAAUUAAAAUGUUUCAAAAUCCAGAGAAAUAAAAUAUCUUUACGAAAUGAAAAUGUCCUUUAUGAUUUUUAUUUUGUUAGAGUAGUCAAAUUUUAUUAAAUUAAAAUAAUUUAAGACACUGAAUAUUAUGUUUCACCUAGUAUGUAUUUAUUUCAUAAAAUUAAAUGAAUUGUAAUUUUGCA
This is a messenger RNA of Diabrotica virgifera virgifera (western corn rootworm), 890 nucleotides long. RefSeq lists its product as uncharacterized. The coding region runs from base 135 to 740 and encodes 201 amino acids. The transcript is spliced from 2 exons. Lineage: Eukaryota; Metazoa; Arthropoda; Insecta; Coleoptera; Chrysomelidae. The record is from RefSeq and is a predicted model, not a curated record.